AUGCGGUCGUUAGCGUCUUUGAAUGCAUUGCGCGAUGCCAAGAGGCAAGAAUCCUCGGCCUUGUUUUCACAAAAGCAAGUCUUGAUGAAGGAAGUAACAAACAUUGAGAAUCGAAUUCAAGGCUUGACGAAUGAAUUGAUGGGACUCGACGAUCAAAUUGAAAAGCUAGAAGAACAGCAACAUCAACAACAAUUCGAAGAACAUACGACGCUACCCCAGCAUCAACAGGAAACAGUCAAACACGAACAACCUCAAUCGCAACCUGUUACUUUUUCCAACAGCCCCGUGUCACCGAACGAAAAUCUGACGGAUCCCAAUACGCAAAUGACACAAGCUAGAAACUCGCAAACUCAAAUGUCUUUUGACUACGAUGUCGAUGUUGAUGACGAUGAAAAUGAUUAUGGGCCAGCAGUGACGCCGCAUGGUGGGCAUAAUGGGCGGGCCUCAAUAGCAGCUUCCUUGCCACCCUUGGAUCUCACACAUGUGCCGCGAAAUAGCAACGCAAGACGGGUCAGCAAUGUGGGUGCCGAACAGAAACCGGGUUUGGCUGCCAUAGUAUCACCCACUUGUCGCUUCUCCGAACUACAAAUUCAACAAGUACUGAAUGGCACCUUUAAGAUUCCAACCUUUCGAGAGACUCAACAGGAUAUCAUCCAAGCCACCCUCAGUGGACAAGAUUGCUUUGUGAUUAUGCGUACUGGAGGUGGCAAAUCUUUGACGUAUCAACUUCCAGCUAUACUCGAAGGUCCAAAGAUUACCCUUGUCAUUUCUCCAUUACUCUCGCUAAUCCAAGAUCAGCAAGAACAGAUGAAUGCCUUUCGUGCGCAAUCUUGCAUCAGCUUUACCUCCGGCAUGGGCCAAGCCUUGCACACACAAAAUUGGAACCGGGUUCGGGAUCCCAAUGGUGGAGUCUUGAUGAUGAUAGUAACACCCGAAAAGGUGACUGCCUCCAACAAGCUCAAGUCCGAGUUGCAAAAACUACACCAACAAAAUCGAUUGGGACGAAUCGUCAUUGACGAAUGUCACUGCGCCUGUCAAUGGGGCCACGACUUUCGGCCCGAUUAUGCCAAACUAGGCAUACUCAAACAUCAAUUUCCAUCAGUACCAGUCUUGGCCGUCACGGCAACGGCCUCGGAUCGAGUCCGCAACGACUGUGCCCAAAUUCUGCGCCUCUCCCGACACUAUCGAUUCUUUCGAUCCACGGCCAAUCGACCCAAUUUGUCCUAUUACGUCAAACCAAAGGAUGGCUCGAACGAGGUCUUGGAGGAUAUGGCCCAAUUCAUCAAGGAAAAGCAUCCUACUUCGGCUGGAAUUAUCUAUGCCUAUUCCAAAAAGGAUGCGGAUACGGUUGCAGACGAAUUGCAGGAACGGGGAAUCAUUGCCGAGGCCUAUCACAGCGAAGUCAGUGUGACCAAAAAGCAGGCUAUCCAUCGGAGUUGGAUGCGGAACCAAACCCAAGUAGUUGUCGCCACCAUUGCUUUUGGAUUGGGUAUCAACAAGCCCGAUGUGCGAUUUGUUCUCCAUCACACCUUGUCCAAAACGUUAGAAGCUUACUAUCAGGAGUCUGGGAGAGCAGGAAGAGAUGGCAAACCAGCCGAUUGCAUCUUGUAUUACUCGCCCAAGGAUGUGCCCAGAUUGAUCAAAAUGAUUAACGGGGAACGAACAGAGACAUUGUUCAAUGGAAUGAUCAGGUAUGGGCAGCGAUUUGGCAACGAUACCAUUUGUCGCAUGACCAUACUGGAAAGUUUGGGAGAAACGGGCGAAAGCGAUUUCUCGGGAACCCUAAAACGAUAUGACACUUCAGGUACCCAUGAAACCAUUAGUUUGGAGGGUUCUGGAGUUUUGAAGGAUAUUACGGCACAUGCCAAGACCCUGUUGCAGCUCUUGUUUCUCAAGCAGGACGAUAAAUUGACCAUGCCCAUGCUCUUGAAGGAAUGGCGGGCCAAACCGGAUGGAGCACCGGAAUGCGUCCAAAAUAAUCCACCUGGUAAAGAACUUUCCGUCCCCGAUUGUGAACAAGUCAUUGUACAGCUCUUGAUGGACGAUUAUAUCAAAGUUGAUGUCAAGUGGUCAAAAUACGAUUCCAUCAUUUACUUGAGAUGUACAAGAAAGGCGGAAGACUUUUUGGUGUCUGGCAACUCGAGAGCUUUCAUUCGAGUUCCUACGCGAGUGGCACGGGCCAAAAUCCCUCGGGCAUCUACUGGCGGCAGUACUGCCAAACGAAAAAAGGCAACCACCACCAAGAAGCGUCGGGCAUCCACUGGGUCCACUCGUCGACGUUCUUCUUCGGCAACUGGAAAGCGACGUAAAACAACCAAAGCAAAGUCGACUGGUAAAGGUCGUGGCAAGAAGGCUCGGACCUUUCCUUCCAGCCAAAUCCAAACGCUUGACAAGUUCCUUUCACAACCUGCAGCCGAGCCAGAGGUCAUUGAAUUGGAAGAUGAUUCCGAAUCGGAAAUUGAGGAAACCUUUGACGAAGGGCCGCGGCGUGCUUCCCUGCCAGCUCGAAUGAGGCCACGGCUUUCGUUGGCCAAGAAUAGCAACGACUUAGAAGAGGAGGACGAUCUGUGGGCAAGCGAUGAGGAGGAAGAAUACGAAUUUGACGGAUAG
Messenger RNA from Cylindrotheca closterium, 2610 nucleotides. Lineage: Eukaryota; Bacillariophyta; Bacillariophyceae; Bacillariales; Bacillariaceae. The record is from the annotation of a GenBank genome assembly.